This is a messenger RNA of Aspergillus calidoustus, 459 nucleotides long. The record is from the annotation of a GenBank genome assembly. Lineage: Eukaryota; Fungi; Ascomycota; Eurotiomycetes; Eurotiales; Aspergillaceae.
AUGGCCAAAUCAAUCCUCCUCAUCAACGGCCCUAACCUCAACCUCCUGGGCACCCGUGAACCACACAUCUACGGCUCGACCACACUCAAGGACGUCGAAGAAUCAUCCAAAGCCCAUGCCGCCUCCUUCGGUGCUACUCUCGAAACAUAUCAAUCGAACCAUGAAGGGGCCAUAGUGGAUCGCAUCCAAGCCGCUCGCGGUAACAUCGACGCUAUCAUCAUCAACCCUGGCGCAUACACACACACCUCUGUCGCCAUCCGAGACGCCCUUCUGGGCGUAGCGAUUCCUUUCAUUGAGCUCCAUGUGAGUAAUGUCCAUGCGCGGGAGCCCUGGAGGCAUCACAGUUACUUCAGCGACAAAGCUGCUGGGAUCAUCGUGGGAUUGGGCGUGUAUGGGUAUAAGGUCGCGGUCGAGCAUGUUGCUUUGAACUUCAAGCCUCUGGAAAAGGCAGCUCUGUAA